Messenger RNA from Porites lobata, 474 nucleotides. Lineage: Eukaryota; Metazoa; Cnidaria; Anthozoa; Scleractinia; Poritidae. The record is from the annotation of a GenBank genome assembly.
AUGGUUCUGUGCGUUGUCGUUGGAUGUGGAAGGAAAAGUGGAAAGGGAAACACCCAAGGAUUUUUUCGUAUACCAUCAGUUGUUAAACAUCAAGGCGAAGAGUUCGAAGAUCUCACCACUGAGAGGAUAAAUAGUUGGAUUUCGGCGAUAAGUCGAGACGAUACUGAUACGAAGAACGUCCUGGAAAACGAGCGAGUUUGUGAACGCCACUUUGUGUCAGGAAGGCCGUCACCGAACUGGGACAAAUUUAACGUCGAUUGGAUACCGACCUUAAACUUAGGUAAACGAAUACACAAACAGAAAGACGUCGAGGCUGCGACAAAAAGAGCCGAGAGAGCAAAGGCUCGAAGGAAAGAGUCAUUGAACGACAAGAGAAUGAAGCUGCAAGGAAAAGAAAGCUCUUGGACCAAAGAGGCGAACAGGUUGCUAACAUGGACUUUAGGGAAGCGUCAACGAGUACUUCAUCCGAAAUAG